CGACACCGCCCGGGAAGCUGCGCGAGGCUGGGCGGCCCCCGCCACAUCCUCCUCCUCCUUCUGGUCCAAGCCGGCGGAGCCGGGCCAGGGCCGAACCGAGGGCUCCGAGGGCGCGGGCGGAGCGGGGCACGGAGCCAUGGCGCACCAGACGGGCAUCCACGCCACGGAGGAGCUGAAGGAAUUCUUUGCCAAGGCACGGGCUGGCUCUGUCCGGCUCAUCAAAGUCGUCAUUGAGGACGAGCAGCUCGUGCUGGGUGCCUCGCGGGAGCCGGUGAGCAGCUGGGACCAGGACUAUGACAGGGCCGUGCUGCCACUGCUGGAUGCCCAGCAGCCCUGCUACCUGCUGUACCGCCUGGAUUCCAAGAAUGCCCAGGGCUUUGAGUGGCUCUUCCUCGCCUGGUCGCCUGAUAAUUCCCCAGUGCGGCUGAAGAUGCUGUACGCAGCCACACGGGCCACGGUGAAGAAGGAGUUUGGGGGCGGCCACGUCAAGGACGAGCUCUUCGGAACUGUGAAGGACGACCUCUCCUUUGCCGGGUACCAGAAGCACCUGUCAUCCUGCGCAGCACCCGCCCCGCUGACCUCGGCCGAGAGAGAGCUGCAGCAGAUCCGUAUCAAUGAGGUGAAGACAGAGAUCAGUGUGGAGAGCAAGCACCAGACGCUGCAGGGCCUUGCCUUCCCCCUGCAGCCCGAGGCCCAGCGGGCACUUCAGCAGCUCAAGCAGAAGACGGUCAACUACAUCCAGCUGAAGCUAGACCUGGAGCGGGAGACGAUCGAGCUGGUGCACACAGAGCCCACAGACGUGGCUCAGCUGCCCUCACGGGUGCCCCGAGAAGCCGCCCGCUACCACUUCUUCCUCUACAAGCACACACACGAGGGCGACCCCCUCGAGUCUGUGGUGUUCAUCUACUCGAUGCCGGGCUACAAGUGCAGCAUCAAGGAGCGCAUGCUCUACUCCAGUUGUAAGAGCCGCCUCCUUGACUCUGUGGAGCAAGACUUCCAGCUGGAGAUCUCCAAGAAGGGCCCCUGCCGCGGUGCCCUGCUCCCCCGGUCUCUCCUGGUGCAGGCCGCCAUGCUGGCCGCGGCCCUGGCCCAGGGCACCCUGCCUGCCUUCCUGCCCUGUGAGCUUCAGGCCCCCGGCCAGGUCAACUGCGAAUGGCUGUUCUUGAAGUCUGUGCCCCACUUCUCGGCGACUGCACCCCGUGGCAACAUCACCAGCCUGUCCCUGCGCUCCAAUCGCAUCCACCAUUUGCACAACUCUGACUUUGUCCACCUGUCCAGCCUGCAGCAUCUCGACCUCAAGUGGAACUGCCCACCGAGCACCCUCAGCGCCAUGCACUGGAGCUGCCACAUGACCAUCGAGCCCCACACCUUUCUGGCCGUGCCCACCCUGAAGGAGCUGAACCUGAGCUACAAUAACAUCACAGCCGUGCCCGCCCUGCCCAGAUCCCUCAUGUACUUGUCCCUGAGCCGUACCAACAUCCUGGAGUUGGAUCCUACCACCUUCCAGGGCCUGCAUGCCCUGAGACACCUGUACAUGGAUGGCAACUGCUACUAUAAGAACCCCUGCGGCCGGGUCCCACGAGUGGCCCCGGGCGCCCUCCUUGGCCUGGGCAACCUCACCCAUCUGUCACUCAAGUACAACAACCUUACGGGGGUGCCCCGCAGCCUGCCCCCCAGCCUGGAGAACCUGCUGUUGUCCUACAACCGCAUCGUGUCCCUGGGGCCCGAGGACCUGGCCAAUCUCACAGCCCUGCGUGUGCUUGAUGUGGGAGGGAACUGCCGCCGCUGCGACCAUGCCCGCAACCCCUGCAUCGAGUGCCCGAGGGGCUUCCCGAAGCUGCAUCGAGACACCUUCAGCCACCUGAACCACCUGGAAGGCCUGGUGUUGAAGGACAGUUCUCUCCACAACCUGGACAGCUACUGGUUCCGGGGUCUGGGCAACCUCUCGGUGCUGGACCUGAGCGAGAACUUCCUGUAUGACUGUAUCACCCGUACCACCGCCUUCAAGAGCCUGACCCAGCUGCGCAAACUCAACCUGUCCUUCAACUACCACAAGGGGGUGUCCUACGCCCACCUGUCGCUGGCACCCUCCUUCGGGAGCCUGCACUCCCUGCGGGAGCUCAACAUGAACGGUAUCUUCUUCCGCUCGCUGAACGAGAACACGCUCUGGCCGCUGAUGGGCCUGCCUGAGCUCCAAAACCUGAGUCUCCAGAUGAACUUCAUCAACCAGGCCCAGCUCAGCAUCUUCGGGGCAUUCCCCAGGCUGUGCCGUGUGGACCUGUCCAAUAACCGCAUCAGCGGGGCCCCAGCCGGGCUGGCGGCCGCCACUGGGGAGACCGCUGCUGGGAAGCUGGGCCGGCUGCCAUCCAGGCGCCUUGCUGCCGCCUCCCUGGAUGCCCCCAGCUCUGAUGACUUCAUGCCAAGCUGCAAGACCCCCAAGUUCACCUUGGACCUGUCUCGGAACAACCUGAUGACAAUCCGGCCACAGAUGUUCACCGGGCUCUCGCGCCUCCAGUGCCUGCAUUUGAGUCACAACAGCAUCUCGCAGGCGGUCAAUGGCUCAGAGUUCAUGCCACUGACCAGCCUGCAGGUGCUGGACCUAUCCCACAACAAGCUGGACUUGUACCACGGGCGCUCAUUCACGGAGCUGCCGCAGCUGCAGGCCCUGGACCUCAGCUACAACAGCCAGCCUUUCAGCAUGCAGGGCGUGGGCCACAACCUCAGCUUCGUGGCCCAACUGCCCUCCCUGCGCUACCUCAGCCUGGCACACAAUGGCAUCCACAGCCGUGUGUCCCAGAAGCUCUGCAGCACCUCACUGCGGGCCCUGGACUUCAGCGGCAAUGACCUGAGCCGCAUGUGGAACGAGGGGGACCUCUACCUCCACUUCUUCCAAGAUCUGAGAAACCUGGUCCGCCUGGACCUGUCCCAGAACCACCUGCAUGCCCUCCUGCCACACAGUCUAGACAAACUCCCCAAGAGCCUGCAAAUGCUGCGUCUCCGUGACAAUUACCUGGCCUUCUUCAACUGGAGCAGCCUGACCCUCCUGCCCAAGCUGGAAGUCCUGGAUUUGGCAGGAAACCUGCUGAAGGCCCUGACCAACGGCAGCCUCCCUGUUGGCACCAGGCUCCAGAGGCUGGACGUCAGUGGCAACAGUAUCAACUUUGUGGCCUCUGGCUUCUUUGCUCAGGCCACGAAGCUGCGAGAGCUCAACCUCAGCGCCAAUGCCCUCAAGACGGUGGAGCCCUCUUGGUUUGGCGCCCAAGUGGCCACCCUGAAAGUCCUAGAUGUGAGCGCCAACCCUCUGCACUGUGCUUGUGGGGAGGCUUUCGUGGACUUCCUGCUGGAGGUGCAGGACGCCGUGCCUGGGCUGUCCAGCCAGGUCAAGUGUGGCAGUCCAGGCCAGCUCCUGGGCCACAGCAUCUUCGCACAGGACCUGCGCCUCUGUCUGGACGACGCCCUCUCCUGGGUCUGUUUCAGCAUCUCGCUGGUGGCUCUGGCCCUGGGCCUGGCAGUGCCCAUGCUGCACCACCUCUGCGGCUGGGACCUCUGGUACUGCUUCCACCUGGGCCUGACCUGGCUGCCCCGCUGGGGGCACCGGCGGGGUGCAGACGCCCUGUCCUAUGAUGCCUUCGUGGUCUUCAACAAGGAGCAGGGCGCGGUGGCCGAUUGGGUGUACAACGAGCUGCGAGUGCGGCUGGAGGAGCGACGUGGGCGCCGGGCACUCCGCCUGUGUCUGGAGGAGCGGGACUGGCUACCUGGCAAGACGCUCUUCGAGAACCUGUGGGACUCAGUCUACAGCAGCCGCAAGACGCUGUUUGUGCUGGCCCACACGGACCGGGUCAGCGGUCUCUUGCGUGCCAGCUUCCUGCUGGCCCAACAGCGCCUGCUGGAGGACCGAAAGGACGUCGUGGUGCUAGUGAUCCUGAGCCCCGACGCCCACCGCUCCCGCUACGUGCGGCUGCGCCAGCGCCUCUGCCGCCAGAGCGUCCUCCUCUGGCCCCAACAGCCCAGCGGCCAGGGCAGCUUCUGGGCCCAGCUGGGCACCGCCCUGACCAGGGACAACCACCACUUCUAUAACCAGAACUUCUGCCGCGGCCCCACGACGGCUGAAUAGCACCCUCCGGCCGCCCGGCACACACACAACCCCGCCCCCACCUC
Molecule: messenger RNA, 4158 nt
Organism: Rhinolophus ferrumequinum (greater horseshoe bat)
Lineage: Eukaryota; Metazoa; Chordata; Mammalia; Chiroptera; Rhinolophidae
Product: twinfilin-2
Exons: 9
Coding region: 137-4114 (1325 amino acids)
Biological process (GO): regulation of lamellipodium assembly; barbed-end actin filament capping; toll-like receptor signaling pathway
Cellular component (GO): myofibril; cytoplasm; plasma membrane
Molecular function (GO): pattern recognition receptor activity; actin monomer binding; actin filament binding
Source: RefSeq, a predicted model, not a curated record